CUCCCCUUCCAAAUUAUAGAAUUCCCAACUUUGUUUUCUAACAAUUCAAUUAAGUUCCAUACAUACACACAUAACUCACCGGAAAAGAUGGCGGCAGAGGCGGCGGCGCUCAAGGUCCACGGCAUCAUCCUCUCACCGCCGGUGCAGAGAGUUAUCGCCUGCCUCAAAGAGAAAGAGCUCGAUUACGAGUUUAACCAAAUUAAUCUUCAAACCGGAGAACACAAACAACAACCCUUCAUUUCCCUCAACCCCUUUGGUAAAGUGCCGGCCUUCGAGGACAAGGACUUGAAACUCUUUGAGUCGAGAGCAAUCACUCAAUACGUGGCGCACACAUACGCCGGCAGCGGGACCCGUCUGGUCCCCACAAACCCCAAGGAAAUGGCGAUCAUGUCGGUGUGGAUCGAGGUGGAGGGCCACCACUUCGACCCGGCGGCGUUGAAGCUGAACUACGAGCUCGUCAUAAAACCGAUUAUGGGCAAGGACACGGACGAGUCGGCGGUGGCGGAGCACGAGGCGGCGCUGGGGAAGGUUCUCGAUGUGUACGAGGGACGUCUGGCGGCGAGCAAAUACUUGGCCGGAGACAGCUUCACCCUGGCGGACCUCCACCACGCGCCGCUCGUGAAUUACCUCAUGGGUACUAGGUCCAAGGCUCUCUUUGAGUCACGCGCCCAUGUCCGCGCGUGGGCCGCUGACAUCUUGUCCAGGCCUGCUUGGGCCAAGGUUCAGGAGCUGCUUAACCAGUUCCUGCAGCAGAACUUCCCCAAGGCGACCUGAUCCUGAUCCUCCCCGGGUUCUUGAUUUGGUAGCCGGAGAUCGUGCCGGCGGCGGCGACCGCCGGACAUUUUGUUGUUUUAACUUUUAGAGUAUGUUUGGUGCCCGCAGCUUCUUGGUCGUCUUGCUUUAGGACUGCGUCGUUUGUUUGUUUGUGUUCUUUUGCUCGCUCCGGUCUUUUAAUUACUCUGUUUUUAUGAGACAGCACUUCGCUGUAUGCAAUAAUAAGUGGGAAUUGUUCCAAACAUUUUCUUGUUAUGUUUUUGAAUGUUGUGUGUUUCGUAUUGCAUUUUGACAUUAUUAUUAUUAUGAAGUAUGAACUCUGUCUCCGAAAUACAGUUCCUUUUUUUUU
This is a messenger RNA of Cuscuta campestris, 1123 nucleotides long. The record is from the annotation of a GenBank genome assembly. NCBI's taxonomy places the organism in Eukaryota, Viridiplantae, Streptophyta, Magnoliopsida, Solanales, Convolvulaceae.